UUCAAAUAGAAAGUGUCCAUGGCAACUUCCAGAACAUCUUCUUAAAAAUUCAGAUUUAAAAAAAAGGUGAAAUGAAAUUUGAAAGCUCUAGCAGUAAAAGAUCAGAUUUCCAACCAGUCGGGGGAUUCAAAUAACAUUGGUUGAGUGUCUCCAGUUGUAUUUUCUUUGCGCCCAAGUAAUUCACCUGUUUGUUUUUCCGAACAUAACAAGAUAGAGCGAGAAUGCCGGUGGCCUCAAUUGAAUCAGGGCAGCUUUGCAAGGUAUGGGAAAUCAAAACCCUGGGAAAAAGCAGAGAUGCCGAGGCGACGAAACUUCUCGAAUCUGUGGCCAAACAGGUCCAGCCAAUUAUGAUCAAGCGCAAAUGGCGUGUCAUGGUCCUAUCUGAAUUCUUCCCCAGCAAUCCUUCACUUUUAGGAUUAAAUGUCGGAGGUGGUGCAGAAAUUAAGAUCAGAUUAAGGAGGCCUAACAGAGAAUUAGAGUUUUACCCUUACGAGGAGUUGGUGGGCACUAUGUUGCAUGAACUCACCCAUAAUGAACAUGGUCCACAUGAUGCUAAGUUUUACAAAUUGCUUGAUGAGAUCACCAAGGAAUGUGAGGAGCUGAUGGCUAAGGGAAUCAGUGGAACUGGCCAAGGGUUUGAUGCCCCUGGGAGACGUUUGGGAGGGUUUUCCCAUAAUCCACCUUUGACAUCUCUCAGACAAAGCGCUUUGGCUGCUGCAGAAAAAAGAGUUCGGCAAGGGGCUUUAGUACCAUCAGGGCCAAAUCGUAUUGGGGGUGACAGAGAGAUGAUGACGCUUUUGACUCCAACUCAAGCAGCUGCUAUGGCUGCAGAAAGAAGACUUAGAGAUGAUAUUUGGUGUGCUGCUCCAGUCACUUCUGGGAAUGAUGGAGUUCAAAGAGCUAGUGAAAGAGAAAAUGGAUUUUCUGGCCCUUCAACAGGAGUUGAGGAUCGAAUUAGUGAAAGUGAUGGUAGGCAUAAAGGUAUUGCUUUUUCAGGGUCGUCAACUUCAACAGCCACAGUAGAAAAUCCAACAAGUUCAAGCAAAGGUGAUUCUAUGUGGAAAUGUGGUUUAUGCACUCUCCUUAAUCCGCCCUUGGCAUUGACUUGUGGAGCUUGUGGCUCUGAGAAAUCAAGGGAGUCUCAAACUUGGGCGUGCAGGACAUGUACUUUGGAAAAUCCUGUCAACUUAGAUAGGUGUUCUGCAUGUGACCAAUGGCGAUACUCAUAUGGUCCACCAGUGGUCGUGCAUGGACCCUAUGUGGGAACAUAAAAGUUACAUGUGCAAGCUAGGACAACUAAUUCACUUCAGAAUUGUAUGCUCCAGAAUCAUGAACUUAAUGAUUGCAAGAGAUAUAUGUCUGGUUCUAUAUAAAAAUUAAUGUAAUUGAUUGCCAAUUUUUGCUA
Molecule: messenger RNA, 1405 nt
Organism: Cryptomeria japonica (Japanese cedar)
Lineage: Eukaryota; Viridiplantae; Streptophyta; Pinopsida; Cupressales; Cupressaceae
Product: DNA-dependent metalloprotease WSS1
Exons: 4
Coding region: 222-1271 (349 amino acids)
Source: RefSeq, a predicted model, not a curated record